UAUUUUGCAGCUCUGUAAUGUCAUAAAUAUUUGUAUACUUGGGCUCCAAUCGCAUGGCUUUUGCUACGAGUUUUAAAGCGCUUCUUAUGGAGUAAAAGUUGAAAAGUUGAAGCUUCGUCUUAAAUUAAGACCAUGGACCGUGACCCAGAAGGCCAUCAUUUCAUGUCCCUGAGACUUUCCAGAGUUCUGAGGGACAUCGGCGUCACCAGACAGAUGGUGACUCGGAGGAGGAGGACAUUCCUGUUUGCGGAGAAGGUUUCAACUGUAAAUAGACUUAUAAGAUGUGAUGCAAAGUAUAACGCGUUUGUUUUUGGUAGCCAAUCGGAAGGAACAACAACUCUAGGCAUGAAUUCAGAUAUAGAUACUUUUGCAUGGGAAAAACAUUUUAAUGUCAUAAAAUAUUGGUCAGAAUGGGAGCAAGGGGAGAUGAAUCUUUUGAUAAUAAAGAACGAUUGUUCUCCGCCCCAACACUGCUGUUUACAGAUGGUGAGACAUGACUGUCCUUUGCCCGUCACACGGGAGAUGGCGACAGCAAAUUUGGAUAUGGCGGAGACAAUGGAUGGCAUGGUGCUACUGAAAAACACUUGGUUGGAUAAUCCAAUGGAGCAGAUAUUUGGUCGGUUAUUUAGGAAACAAGGGCCCUCAAGAAGUGCUUUGAAAUAUUUAGACGUAAUAGUCGCGUUAAAAUACAGCGGACUGUUGUUUGAAUGCAAUUUCCUAUUCACAAGACCAAAGCCUGGUCACUGGCCGAGACCUGAAAUACUCGCGCAGGCACGUCAGUGUGAAACCUUCCUCGUUCCACAAGGACACGCUGAGAGUGAUCAGUCACAACUGGAAUGGAGGUUUUCUACGUCACUGAUUGAAAGACUGCUCAUGUUUGAUCUCAAUAUUUUGAAAAUACAGGUUUAUAUAUUUCUUAAAAUCUUACGAACGUCUUUUUUCAAACCGUUAAUUGGUGAUAGACUUAGCACGUUUCAUUUCAAAACAGCUCUAUUGUUCACCCUAGAGACAUAUCCACCAGAGAUCUGGCAGGAGCGUAACCUGCUGCAGUGUGUUAUAUACUGCCUGAAAACUCUUCAACGAUGGUUCAACCUUCGGCACUGUCCACAUUACACAAUCUCGGGAGUGGACCUGUUUGUAGGAAAACUGAGAAAAUGGGAAUUUCCUCUCCUGUCAGCCGUUCUGUCUGACAUGAUAGACAACAUCAUGGACUAUGUCUCCCAGAUAGAAAUGGACCAAAUAGGGGUGAGGAUUGGUAACAUAUGCAGAUCAGUCAGUACAGGAUAUCAGAACUCAUUAGCUACAGUGAGGUUUUGCUUUGAUUGGACUUUAAACGAUAUAUUCGAAUUGUAUUGGAGAUGCACGAUUGAAAGAAUUGACAUUUCUAAAACAAGGAGCAUUCUCAUAAAGGUUCGUGAGAUUCUUUAUGACUCCUAUAUAUGGGAAGAAUUACAGCAUGCACAGACGUUCCUAUACCAAUAUCUUGCCUCCGUGACAGCAUCUAGGUGUCUUCGCCUGAAAAAUCGAAUACCAUCAGACGUUUACCGCCUGUACGAGGUCUCUCUAGACUCAGAUCUCACCUCCAGCAGAUUGAAGUUUGCAUCUAUGAUGUACUGCAGUGGUCAGUAUGAGAGGGCUUAAUUCAUUAGAAAUAUGUUGUGUACCUGGGUUCCUAGUAUACGAGAUGCAUAGAACGAUUCGCCCUGAAGAUUUUCACCACAGACGUAAAUCAUUCGAUGAUUGGAUGGACGUUGUAGUCAUUGACUCCAAACCCUUUCUGUUCUACCUGCAGUACCUCACGUUCAGACAACUGGGAGAAGAGAGAAGACUGGAAGCACUCGAUAAGCUACACAACUACGUUUGUGUUGAGAGUAGAGGGUGUGGUUAUAUAGAUACAGCCCUGAAUGUACUUGGUCACUGCUAUGAACUAGAGAACCGGUAUGAACUUGCAUGGACAUGCUACAGAAAAUCCCUCGGGCUCCUUCCUUACAACAACGCAGCUAGCUGGCAUAUAGCCUUGGCAUGUUACAGAGAAUUUCUAAAAGAAUCUCCCGACAACAACGCAGCAAUAUGGCAUUUAGCCUUGACUACAGAGAAAUCAUUAAUGUUCGUGGGGCAUUAAUGUUCGUGGUUUUCGUGGGUUGGGUGAUCCACGAAUUCAAGAAUAAAACGAACUUCAUGGUGUUUCAUCAAUAACUACAUGUAUUUACAUUUCGAACAGGACAUUUAUUAUACAUAUGAUUAUAAUACGAAUUUAGAAACACAUUUCAAACCGAUUUGUAAUUAUUGCAAUGAAUUGACUUUCUUGUCCCAAUUAAUAUACAAACAGAUGAUUUGUUCUUAAGAAUUUACAUAUAACAUAUAACAGAUUUAAGUCUGACUCUGAAUAGAUUUAGGCAAGAAACUCUCCGAAAUUGUUGAAUUGUUUUUAUAUAGGUUUUCUAUGUUCAGAACAAUAAAACAUUCGAGUGAAACUUACUGCAUUCAAAACUUCCAAUACUCUGUUAAAUACUUAAAUUCUCAGUUAUAGUAUAUGUGAUACGAUUAUAUAAAUGAUGUAAUGAUACGUAAUAACAACACAAAUCAGAGGUUAUUAGGUCUGUUUUCGAGAAUAAU
Mya arenaria is the source of this 2616-nucleotide messenger RNA. RefSeq lists its product as uncharacterized. The record is from RefSeq and is a predicted model, not a curated record. Lineage: Eukaryota; Metazoa; Mollusca; Bivalvia; Myida; Myidae. The transcript has 2 exons. Bases 133 to 1641 code for a protein of 502 amino acids.